Sinocyclocheilus anshuiensis is the source of this 3104-nucleotide messenger RNA. Its product is annotated as phosphatidylserine synthase 1-like. Lineage: Eukaryota; Metazoa; Chordata; Actinopteri; Cypriniformes; Cyprinidae. The transcript has 13 exons. Gene Ontology annotation, molecular function: L-serine-phosphatidylethanolamine phosphatidyltransferase activity. The record is from RefSeq and is a predicted model, not a curated record. Bases 174 to 1592 code for a protein of 472 amino acids. Gene Ontology annotation, biological process: phosphatidylserine biosynthetic process.
AACGACCCCGCCUGAAACACAGCUCUGCAAAUGGGAGAAGCUCUUAUAACCUCCUGCCUUUACCCAGCCAAUGAAGUCGCCUGAAAUAGGGCGGUGAGAACAUCUCGACCCACGCAACUUCAGGAAGUUCUGUCAAAGAAACUCGGCGCUGGUGGAGUGGAGUGUCAGUUUGGAUGAGACCAACCAUGGCGCCCAGUCAGGGUUCCAGGAUGCUCAGUAAAGAUGAUGCGAAUUAUAAACUUCACUUUAGGAUGAUAAACGAGCAACAAGUGGAGGAUAUCACCAUUGAUUUCUUCUACAAACCGCAUACCAUAACUUUACUGACGUUGACCGUCGUCAGCAUAAUGUACUUUGCGUUUACGAGGGAUGAUGGUGAUUCUGAUAAUAACCUGCGUGUGGGUCUACUGCUGGUUGGCUCUUUCUUUCUUGUUAUCAGUGUUCUUGCCUUCCCCAACGGUCCUUUCACAAGACCACAUCCCGCUAUAUGGCGCAUGGUUUUUGGUCUCAGUGUUCUUUACUUCCUCUUCCUGGUGCUCCUCAUCUUCCUGAACUGGGAUCAGGUGAAGGCGCUGUUGUAUUGGCUGGACCCCAAUCUACGGUACGCCACACGAGAAGCAGAUAUCAUGGAGUAUGCAAUAAACUGCCACGUGAUUACAUGGGAACGCAUCCUGAGUCAUUUUGACAUUUUUGCCUUUGGUCAUUUCUGGGGCUGGGCAAUGAAAGCUCUACUCAUCCGCAGCUACGGCCUCUGCUGGACCAUCAGCAUCACAUGGGAGCUCACAGAGUUGUUCUUCAUGCACCUCCUGCCAAACUUUGCAGAGUGCUGGUGGGAUCAAGUCAUUCUUGACAUCCUGUUGUGCAAUGGAGGGGGCAUUUGGCUUGGCAUGACUAUGUGUCACUUUUUAGAGAUGCGUACCUACCACUGGGCCAGUAUCAAGGAUAUCCACACAACCACAGGCAAGCUGAAACGGGCUGUUUUGCAGUUCACUCCGGCCAGCUGGACGUAUGUGCGCUGGUUUGACCCCAAAUCCUCUUUUCAGAGGGUGGCUGGAAUCUACCUCUUCAUGAUAAUAUGGCAGCUCACAGAAUUGAACACGUUUUUCCUGAAGCAUAUCUUCGUAUUCCAGGCCUCUCAUCCUCUCAGCUGGUGUCGGAUCCUCUUCAUUGGGAUUAUCACUGCACCCGCAGUGCGGCAAUACUACGCAUAUCUAACAGACACCCAGUGCAAAAGAGUUGGAACACAGUGUUGGGUGUUUGGGGCCAUUGCUUUCCUGGAAGCUCUGGCUUGUGUCAAAUUUGGACAAGACUUGUUCUCUAAAACACAGGUUCCUUAUGUUGUUCUUUGGCUUUUGUGUUUGGCUUUCAUUACUUUUCUCUGUCUGUAUGGAAUGAUUUGGUAUGAGCAGAAUUAUGGGAAGAGACUGAAGAACAUUGCAGACUGUGACGACAGCACCCUUAUUGACACGUAUGACCACAUUCUUGAAACUGCCAAAGCAGAGAAGAACUCCAGUAGUAAUUCCACUUCAUCACGGAGAAGAAAAGGAGGCUCUGGAAAAAACAAAACAAUCAAUGGAACAAGCGGCAAGAAGUGACCACAGCUAGAGACUGACGAUCUCUCAAUGGACCACAAGGGGUGAAAGAAAGAAUAUGUCAUAAGCGGUUGAAGAGAGGUUAAGCGAUUAGCUGGGUUAUAGUGUGCAGACACAAGAAGCGGUUCUAUAAACAGAGGACACAUUCCAAACCACAAGCCUCUGUCUUUACUAUAUACACUAGUUUUUAUUUUCAUAGCACUUGGAAGGAAACAAUGAUUUGUGGUAUGCCAGGAUUACGGGAAAUGACACAAUGCACACUUUCCAGUGGCACUGAUGUGGCUUUCAUAUUUAGGAAUGUCGGAAGCGUCUGAGCCAGUGAAUGUUUGCGAUGGCCCUCCUAAUGAAAUGAGCUCAAUGCUGCCAGGCUUUCUGUAAAACAUGAUGGGAGCGUUAUUCAGCUCUGAUUAUUUCUUAUCACCAGUAUUGUUAAUGCAGACCAAGCCCUGUCUUAAAUUUUGCACAUUUUUCUCCACUUGCCCUUUAAUCAGUGAAUGUUUUGUUGACACAUACCUAUGCAUUGAUCAGGGUAAGAAAUGUUAUUUCAUUGUGAGCUUAAAAGUGAGCUCUCCUUUUUUGAAAAUCCUUUAAGCACUUGUUUUAAUGUAGUAUGAUCUUGGCACAGCUGUUCCAUUAUCACAACAUUUACAGGUUUUCAGUCUUCUUAUAUUUGCUCUUUUAAAUGAAUACUGCAGGGUGGUUGAAGGAGAGGAAGGUCGUGACCUUUUGCGUUGAGAGCUGUUGAUUUACUUAAAUGUAAUAUGAUUAAGCUUUUUUGGCAACAUGUAAAGGUUGUUUAGAAAUAAUGACAUAAUGUUGUGUCAACAUGUGGUGUCAUUUUUUUCUAUACUUUUAUAGUUAUUGCUUUGUAUGUUAACUUUUGUGGUAAGAUUUAUACCUGUGUGAGUAUGUGGGCAUGUGCAUACAUGAUUUGAGUCCCAUAAUGUUUUCUGUGUGAGGCCUUUAAAUGACAAUGCAUUUCUAUAUGCAGUUUUUUGAAAUAGCUGUAAUUUUUGCAAAACCUACAUUUAGGAUUUUAUGCUGUUUUUUUUUCAUGGUUUAUUAAUACUAAAUGGUAGCCUAUGCAUGUUUAUAUUAAGGUACUAUCACUUUUUUCUUUUGCUUUAUUUAAUUUUUUUACAUUCUGCUUUCAUGGACCAAAUUGUUGAGCAAUACCCAAGCUGUUAGUUAUACAGAAUCUAAUAUUUUCCCCUGGAAAAACAUCAAAACCUAAAAUAACCGUUAAGAUUUCUAAUCAUGAAUUUUGUAUGCAUCUGCAGUUCGGAGGGUGACCAAAAAGUCUGCAUAAAAUGUGAUGUCAAACUUGAAUCCGCCACAGCAGUGUUCUCAUAUCUAAUUUUUUCAGACCUUUAAUAUGAUAAUCAGGAGAAAUGAGGUGUGACCAAUUUGUUUUGAGAUUUAUGAAUGAAUGGUUAAACUUUCCACAGAUGUGAACCCCCUCAAGGGGAUGUUAUUUUCACUUUCUUAUAAAAUACUGAAUUGAAGUCUCUGGUU